This is a messenger RNA of Penicillium canariense, 720 nucleotides long. Its product is annotated as histidine phosphatase family protein. The transcript is spliced from 4 exons. Gene Ontology annotation, molecular function: sedoheptulose-bisphosphatase activity. The record is from RefSeq and is a predicted model, not a curated record. The coding region runs from base 1 to 720 and encodes 239 amino acids. Gene Ontology annotation, biological process: ribose phosphate biosynthetic process. NCBI's taxonomy places the organism in Eukaryota, Fungi, Ascomycota, Eurotiomycetes, Eurotiales, Aspergillaceae.
AUGGCACCACGCUGUUUCAUCGUGCGCCACGGCGAAACCGAGUGGUCCCUGAACGGGCGCCACACCGGCUCAACCGACCUCCCCCUCACAGCGAACGGCGAGAAGCGCAUCAAAGCCACCGGCAAAGCCCUAGUCGGCAACGACCGGUUAAUCGUGCCCAAGAACCUAGUCCACGUCUUUGUUUCCCCGCGCACCCGCGCCCAGCGUACCCUCGAGCUACUCGAAAUCGGCUGCCGCGAGCGAUACCCGUGGACCGAGGCGCGUAAGCGUGAGGAGGAAGAGCCAAUUCGGACUGAGGCACAGGUCCAGAUUACGGAGGCGAUUCGGGAGUGGGAUUAUGGGGACUACGAGGGGUUGACGAGUGCACAGAUUCGGUCUAUUAGGGCGGAGAAGGGGGAGGGGCCGUGGAAUAUCUGGACAGAUGGGUGUCCGGGGGGAGAGUCCCCCGAAGACGUCGUCCGCCGCCUUGAUGCCCUGAUCGCUGAGAUCAAAGAGAAAUACCACCGCCCUUGCUUCGAGCACCCGGACUCGCCGAAAGGCGACGUCCUCGUUGUUGCGCACGGGCACAUCCUCCGCGCGUUCGCCAUGCGCUGGGCUAGCAAGCCUUUGGAACAGACCACGCUGAUUCUGGAAGCCGGUGGUGUGGGGACACUGAGCUAUGAGCACCACAAUAUCGACGAACCAGCGGUCAUCCUCGGAGGCCAGUUCGUUGUCGAGUAA